AGAAUUAAAAAGAGCACAGGAAUUCCAAGGAGUUUCACGAUGGAGGUGAAAGAUCCCAAAACAAAGGGUGCUAUGCUGACAAACACUGGAAAAUACGCCAUACCAACUAUUAAUGCGGAAGCUUCUGCUAGAGGAAAGAAGGAAAAGCCGCCCUUUUUACCCUCAUCCUCUGAUGAUCCGAUUCCAGAUGAGUUGCUGUGUCCCAUUUGUAGAGAUACGAUGACCGAUGCAGUUGUUAUUGCCUGCUGCAGAAACAGUUUUUGUGGCGAAUGUAUUAGAACAGCAUUACUGCAAUCGGAGGAACAUACGUGCCCAGCAUGUCAUCAGGCAGAUGUUUCUCCUGAUGCUUUAGUUGCCAACAAGUGCCUACGCCAGGCUGUGAACAACUUCAAAAGUGGAACUGGCUACAGAAAGCGGAUUCAGCAGCAACAGCAGCGGCAGCCGCCACCGCCACCACCUUCACCACCACUCGUGAGACAAGCAAUAACAUGCAACCUGCAGCCUCUGCUCCGGCCAAAAAUGUCCAGACAGCAGGCGCCACUAAUGAUUUCGUUAGCUUCUCUGGCUUCUCCUUCUGCUUUGGCAUCGUUGGCCCCUGGUCCGUCACCUGUGGCAGCCUGGCUGCCAGUAAGUCCCUCUUCUGUCAUUGUCUCUGAUCUCCCUCCAGCAGUGCCCCUACCUCUCCGUGCUGAAAAGCCAGAUAGACCUUCUUGUCGUUCAGUCCAGGUUUACCCCGAGAGAGGAACCUUUCUUCCCCGGGAGCCCUCUGAUUUGAAGUGGCUAGGAAUUCCUAAAGUAACCAUUCGGUUAUGCCAGACCUUCUUGAGUGCAUUCAUUUCUGUGUAG
This is a messenger RNA of Chroicocephalus ridibundus (black-headed gull), 846 nucleotides long. RefSeq names its product E3 ubiquitin-protein ligase RBBP6-like. The transcript is spliced from 5 exons. Gene Ontology annotation, biological process: protein ubiquitination; ubiquitin-dependent protein catabolic process. Lineage: Eukaryota; Metazoa; Chordata; Aves; Charadriiformes; Laridae. Bases 40 to 846 code for a protein of 268 amino acids. The record is from RefSeq and is a predicted model, not a curated record. Gene Ontology annotation, molecular function: ubiquitin protein ligase activity. Gene Ontology annotation, cellular component: nucleus.